AGCGGGGCUGAGCUGAGGGGCCGGGCCGCCGGGCUGAGGGAGAGCCCGGGGUGUCCGCCUGAGGAGCGGCGCCGCUCGGGACUCACGAUGCGGCGACUGGGAGUUUGAUGAAAAGUCCGGAGAGCGCGAACGGCCCGGGGAAGGAGGGCAGGGAGCCGGGCCCAGGCCCAGCGGAGUCCGAGGCCUCGGGCCCCCGGAGGCCCAUCCCGCAGCUGAUCGUGACCCAGGACGAGUCGCUGCUGCUGGGCCCCGAGGAGCAUCCGGACGAGGAGUCCCGGUCCUCGGAUAGCGGCUGCGGGGGCUCCCCGGCCCCGUCGCUGCUGCUCCGCAAACUCUCGGGAUCGUCCCUGUCCUCGGCCGGACUCUCCUCAUCCUUCGAGGAAUCCGAGGAUGAUUUCAGCCCCUCCAGCGACGCCGAGACGCAGCAGCAGCAGCAGCAGCAGCAGCUGGGCCUGGAGGACGGCCCGGGGAACAAGUCGUGGAAGAAGCUGAAGACCAUGGUGCACUGGUCCCCGUUUGUUGUCUCCUUCAAGAAACGCUACCCCUGGGUGCAGUUAGCAGGUCAUGCAGGUAACUUUAAAGCUGGAGAUUAUGGAAAGAUCCUGAAGAAGUACUGUGAGUGUGAGCAUCAGUGUUUGGAGUCCCUGAUGAAGGAUCCUUUGCUGCGCCCCUAUGUGCCAGGCUACUAUGGAGUGGUGGACAAGGAUGGCGACAGCUACAACCAGAUGGAUGAUCUGUUGGCAGAGUUUGAUUCCCCAUCAAUCAUGGACUGUAAGAUGGGGGUGAGGACAUACCUUGAGGAGGAGUUGACCAAAGCUCGCGAGAAGCCCAAACUGCGGAAAGACAUGUAUGAGAAGAUGAUCGCAGUGGAUCCAAACGCACCCACACAGGAGGAGCACGAGCAGAAAGCUGUUUUAAAGCCACGUUACAUGCAGUGGCGGGAGACGCUCAGCUCGACUGCAACACUAGGGUUCAGGAUAGAAGGCAUCAGGAAGGCUGAUGGCUCCUGCAGCACAAGCUUCAAGAAAACCAGACUCAAAGAGGAGGUUAUGGAGGCACUGGAAGAUUUUGUGGACAGCAACAGAAACAUCCUGAGAAACUACUUGACACGAUUGAAAGAACUGAGGACAGCGCUGGAGGGCUCCGAGUUCUUCAAUACGCAUGAGGUGGUGGGAAGUUCUCUCCUCUUUGUCCAUGACAAGUCAGAGCUGGCAAAGGUUUGGAUGAUUGACUUUGGGAAGACAGUGUUGUUACCCAACCAUGAGACACUGAACCACAGGGUGGCCUGGGUGGAGGGCAAUCGGGAGGACGGCUACCUGUGGGGGAUGGACAACCUCAUAAACAUUAUCAACCAAAUGGUGGAGGGGUGACUGUUUCUGGCAGCCCUCAGGACUUCCGUUCUCAGCUGGCCAAGUCUGCUGCUUUGAGGAUGACGCACUGGCCCUGGCACAGGGAGUGAGGUGGUUGGACUCUUUCUGGAAACGACUUCUUCCCUCCUCAACACCUCUGACAGGACCUGAAGCUCGGUGCAGUAACCAAGGAGGGACACAGUGCAUCACUCGUUUGGGAGGGUGGUCCAGGGCAGGGAGGGGGUGGUUGGUGGUGUCGGUUCUAAAAACGGGUGAUGAAAGCUGAGCCGAGAGCAUGCUUGUGAUUUCCGGGGUUUGAUGUGCUGUGAUCAAACUAUAAAGCUGUCAUUCCUGAAUACUGUGCCAGCCCUCUGACCUCAGCAGGGGAAAGUGGGAAAGGGGAGUUUGAACUUUGAACUAUGGGCACUGCUCCCUGUGGGUUAGUGCAGAGCAGACACCAUGACUGGUGGAGCCAGUGAACACUUUUUUUUCCAAUGUGCAACUCGAGCAGAAACACUGGACAGAGGCCGAGAUGUUUCUAAUUCAUUCCUGAGUCUGUUCAAUGGUUUUAAAACUGCAGAACAGAACAGCAGUAAAACCCGCCAAUCUUUCACUGACACAGGGACCUGUGGCUCUUGUACAGAUUAGAAAUAUUUUUCCGUUCUUUCUCAACUUGCCACAUCAGGCCCCAAAUGAUAUGCUGUCACUCAACCGAAUUUCCCUGUUGGCCAAACCCUCCCACUCCCACCCCAGCAAGAUGGGUUCCCCACUGCACUGAUAAACUCGGGAGAGACCCCCAGGCAGUUGGGGGGGGGGCGGUGAGGUGAGGGCCCCUGGACGGGGGAUGCUGAAUGAAAACUGGGUGGAACAAUCCAUUGCUAGUCUUCCUGAAACUCAGGUGAGAGUCAAACACUUUUUUUUUUAAAAAUUGAAAAAAAUCUCUAAACCUGCCGUGAACACAAACUGGGGAGUGGGUUAGCUGAGUAGAAAUAGAGAGGGUCCAUGCAGCCAGUUUCAUUUUAUUUCAAUCUGAUUCCGCAAUCAGCUAGCCACACUGAUUUGUCCUUUCUCUGCAGUAUCUCUGUGUCCAGGAGAGUGCACCCCUUGCACUCCGCUGUUUAGACUUUACUAGCGGGACAGGAUUGUGCACCAAGUCCUGUCUCAUGAUGAUGUGAGGGCGUCUUAUCAAAGGAGAUUGGUUAAGAGUGGGGCAAGGGAGCUUAACCAUGAGUGCAGAGCUUUCUUGAUCUAGUUUCUGCUCACUCCUGGAAUGUGGUGCUUGAGGGCUGGGGCUCCGGCCUCAAACAGUAAGAGAAUGUCAGAGAGCAGGUGAGCCCCAGAGGACAGGGGGUAGGUAGUAAGUGCUCUGUGUGGCCUUGCCACUUACAGCUCACUGUUAGCGUGGCAGUCUGCCCUGGGCAGUGCCAUUAGAUUGGGUGGAUGGUGCCCCUUGCAGCACAGGUAUGGGUGUAAAUCAUAGAGCAGGGAAUGAGGCCAUUCGGCCCUAUGCAUCUGUGUCGGCUCUUUCCAAGUAUUUAUCCAAUUCCCCUUUUAAGGCUAUUAUUGAAUUUUUAUCCACCACUUUAUCAGGCAGCACAUUACAAAUCCUGACUCCUUGUUGCGUUUAAAAAAAAACGAUUUUCCUCAUGUCGCCUCGGGUUCUUUUGUCAGUUACCUUAACAGGUGAAGCCAAUGCCCCCUUGUGUUCAGGGUCCGAAGAGGUGCAGGUCUGUAGUGGGAUAGCCAGAGUCUCUGCAGUUUCCACAUUGCUCAUGGUGGCACGGCUGCUGAUGACCAAGGAAAGACGUGCCGAAACUCAAGAGCAAAUCAUUCUAGCAUUCUGUAGGGCAUGGUUUAGUAUUAAUCUACUUGAGUGUGGAAACAAGUAUAGAGUCAAUGACACUGACACAGGGGAUCUGGAAGGCAAGAGUGGAUUUAUACUGUGCGGUCUCUCCUUUGGGAUCUGUUUUUUGACUGGAGAGCGAAGCAGAUUUGAUCUGACGAUUUCUCCUGUUUCUGAUGCCAGUGCUGCCCCACCUUGCUACUUCAACAGGGUAUAAAGGCCCCAACAAACUGUGACACAUUCCCCAACACUCAGGAGAUGGGAUAGUUCCUGGAACGUUACAAUCAUCUUGUUGGAAGGAUGGUUCUGAGUGCUCAGAGUUUAGUUCUGGGAAAAGUAUCUGGGUAUGCUGGACUUGAUACCUAAGGGCCUGUUCUAUAACAGUGGAGGGUCAGUGAUUCCAGACGGGGGAGGGAGGGGGAUCUAAUUGCCCAGUGCUGCUAUUCACUAAUUCAGGGAGGCAGGUGCCAUCUGCGGCCAGGCUUAGAAACUAUACGUUUAAAAAUUAUUCUGCCCUGACUCUGGUUCUUCCAAACCCUCAGGACUUGAGAAUUUGGAAUGGGAAGCGCUCCUGGGAAUGCCUCCCACAUGAUUGCAAAGUGGGAGAAGAUGCAUCAUCUGCAGGUUCCAAAUGUUCCCAAAGUGUUAACUGAAACCUCUGAAUCGAGGCUGAAAUAAAUGGACAAGUGGGGGUUCUGGGAGAUGGUGGGUGGCGGGGGGGCAGCUGAGUGUGAAUGGGUCUCCUGUCUGGAAUGCAAACCUGGAUGUUCCCGGUUCUGGACUGGCUGCAGUAUUUCGAUGCGUUUUACUGUCCCGUGUUUCAGUCUCUCCCGAGUCUUUUAUGAGCUGAAUCUCAGGCUCUGGGAAAUUCCCAUCAUUCAGUACACAGGGCAGCAGACUUGGGACAGUUAGGAACAUGGUUCAACCAACAGAGUCUUGACCCCCAAAGGCAGAUUUUAAUUCCAGGUUUCUGCAGCUGGGGAUUGUUGCUUUCUGUGGAUGAGUAGUUUUAGACCUAGUUUAAAUCCCUUUCCAGCAAGGUGUUUUUAUUGAAUUCUGUGUAAUAUUCCAGGUGGCAUUAGAAUUAUUUCCAAGAAAGGUCAGAUUUUCCCUUCAUUCCACUCCGGUCCAAAGCAGUUCCCGUGAACUCCUGGCACUAUUUCUACAGGGAUUUGUUUCUGGAAUUUGGUUGUAAUCAGUUCUGGGCCCGUACUUGCUGCAACCUCAACAGGAAUUUAAUUAAUUGAUCCUGGGAGUAAACUGGAUUUUUUUUUUUAAAGACAGAACGACCAUCUGUGCCUCUAUCCAUUUAAGCCUGUAUUCUGCCCCUCUGUCCAACAGGACAAUGUGAAACUGGGACCAAUUCCUGGACUUUCCUGUGUGGUAUAGGUGUAAAAGGAGUGACGGCGUCCUGUGGGUGCUGUGGAGAGGGAAAGCUGCCCUCAGCAGCAGACAGGUUCAGACCAGCCCAGUCACUCCCUGUCUCUGCAGGGCUUCUUCAAGCUUCAUUUUAGAACUAAACCCAUUUGUGGUACAUCAGGGACCACAGUAGCAGCAGAAACUCAGUAUGUUCACUUAAAGCAACUCUGAGUCUGCAGCAAGUUGCAUCUUUAUGUUGUCCUUAAUGUACAAAUACCUGCCUAAAAUGGAAAGGGAAGAACAGACACUGGAGAUAUUUGGGGCGGUGACUAAAUUUUAGAGAUCAUCUCCAAUUGUCCCUUUACUGAGGUGGACCAAUUUCCACCAGCUCUCUGCCCCAGUGUGAAAGAGGCCCGAGGGAUCCCUCUGCCCAUGUUUUAACUGGCUUGGAGAGAUUCCUUCUCUCACAGCCCAGCUCUGAAUGGGUAGGUUUGUAGUUGUACAGCAGGAAAUGUGUCUCAGCCUGCAUCUCUCCAUUGAAAUUCCGGUGACAGCACUGAAAUAUCAGAACAAAUUAAUCCUGUUGAUGGUAUAAUGAGUUCAGUCAUUGUAAAUAUUUCUGAUGUCUCGCCUUGUUCAGAGGGCUCCUGCCUUAUAUACGAAAAUCUGUUGUACUAUAUGGAUCUGUGUACAUUGAAUCUUAACUGCAAUGUGUCUUAACUGAAUAUGUUUCCUGCUGUAUACCUUCUUCACCUUUCUGGCCAAGGGUUUUAUAUCUAAUAUUUGGUUCUGGUCAGAUGCUGAGGGAACGGCUGCAGAAUGGGAAAUUAACCAGUUGAGCAGCCUGUAUCGUGGUGGAACCGUUUUUAUUUUAAAUCCUGGAAGCUCUUUUGUUCUUUCAUGGGAUGUGAGCAUUGCUGGCAAGCCCAGAAUUUGUUGCCCAUCCCUAGUUGUCCUUGGUGCUGAGUUCUUGGAGGACUAACACAUCAUUUAUUUUUAAAAAGAAUGGUAAAAUGUAUCCCCGGGACUGGGGUGUAACAGGGUCGUGUCGGAGAGAGAGGGAAGGUAGGGUCUAAACCCACCUUGGGUUUCUCCUUUCAGGGCCAUCAGUGACCUUGGCACAGGUGGUCAGACUUGAUGUGAUCUCUCUCUUUUCCCCCAUGCUUUCUCCACAGACAGCAGGAAGAGAGUUAUUUAACAUUAAUAAGCCACAAUUGCAGUCACAAUUUGAAAACCUUGUGUUCAGGGAGAUGAAAGCACAGAAUGCUACCUGGCCCCUAAAGUAUUAAUUUAGUCCGGUACACUUUUGGAAGUGUUUUCCUCCAAGUCCUCACUGCCGUUGAGAUUGAAAGGUUUGAGAGUGUUAGAUUCUGCCUGCCCCUUGUCAGGUCAUGAGUUGCAGUUUGGCACUGGUACUGAGUCAGGUCUCUUAGUGCUGAUCAGAAAGAGAGUGUGCACCUUGGUGCAGAGUCCGCCUGACUGAGCUACAGCUGAACAUAGUCAGGACAGAUGGAGGGAGGUUCACCUCAGUUGUUGCAGGUCUGACUGCGCUCACCAGCAUUGCAGAGAUAGCAGGGCCCAGUGCCCUGAGUACUGAGAGCUUCCCAGAGUCUCAUUGUCUGCCAGGUGAAUGCAGGGAGAGUAGAAGAGCAUAAGUCCUACCCUCAGACUUUCACCAGUCAACGAGUGUAUUUUGAGUGGAUUCUGGUUUUGAGAUUCCUGCCAGUAAAACACUGAUUGGGACAUUUGACUAGCUAACCAGACUGAUCUAAAGUCCCAGCACAGCUACCUGUGCCAGACUGUCCAACUCUCUUCCAGUUUUCGUUAUAUUUCCUGCAAAUAGAGAGCCCAAUCCCCUCAUUUGAGGUCUCGUCUUCCGGCUCCCAAUACACACAAGCACACGUUGUUUACAAAGCUAUCCUUGAAAAAGUGUUAACCCUCCUCUUUAUAUCUUUGUGUUUAUGAACAAUUGCUGGAAAAUACUGGAAUUUGCAUGUUUUUCUAAUUUAUAUUGCAUUAAAAUUGUAUUGCUGGACUAAUUUGCAUACAAUGUUAACUAGCCGAUUCUUUGUCAUAAUAAACCUGCCUCUAGUGGGGAUUUCUACAUAUUUA
Messenger RNA from Carcharodon carcharias (great white shark), 6663 nucleotides. RefSeq names its product inositol-trisphosphate 3-kinase C-like. Gene Ontology annotation, cellular component: nucleus; cytoplasm. The record is from RefSeq and is a predicted model, not a curated record. The coding region runs from base 108 to 1370 and encodes 420 amino acids. NCBI's taxonomy places the organism in Eukaryota, Metazoa, Chordata, Chondrichthyes, Lamniformes, Lamnidae. The transcript has 7 exons. Gene Ontology annotation, biological process: inositol phosphate biosynthetic process. Gene Ontology annotation, molecular function: inositol tetrakisphosphate kinase activity; inositol-1,4,5-trisphosphate 3-kinase activity.